This is a messenger RNA of Cordyceps fumosorosea ARSEF 2679, 741 nucleotides long. RefSeq names its product Protein kinase-like domain protein. Lineage: Eukaryota; Fungi; Ascomycota; Sordariomycetes; Hypocreales; Cordycipitaceae. Gene Ontology annotation, biological process: protein phosphorylation. The record is from RefSeq and is a predicted model, not a curated record. Gene Ontology annotation, cellular component: cytoplasm. The transcript has a single exon. Bases 1 to 741 code for a protein of 246 amino acids. Gene Ontology annotation, molecular function: ATP binding; protein kinase activity.
AUGGCAUCUGAUGAUAUCCAGUAUACUCCAGGAUUCGGUUAUAAGGACCUCGUAGCUUGCGGGAGCACUGGUCUCGUCGUGCUUGAUUCGGCGACCCAAACAGUCAUCAAAACACCCGUCGGCCCAGAGAACAGCGCUCACAUCCAGAGGGAACGACAGAUCUACGAGAGACUCACCGAACGAGGACAACAUCAGGGCGUACUGUCAUAUCAUGGCGAGGUCGAAGGGGGUGGAAUUCGCUUUGAAUUUGCCCCCAAAUUCGAUCUACAGUCCUUCAUCCGCCGAGAGCAUGUUGAUACUAGUCUCCAUCUCCGCUGCAUGGUCCAGCUCGCUAAUGCUCUCGCUUUCAUCCACCGCGCCGGGAUCAUCUACGGUGAUUUCACGACCGCAAAUGUGUUCCUGGACGACAAACUGAACGCAAAGCUCGCGGAUUUUGCAGGAUCAUCCAUUGAUUCAUCUCCACUCCUCGUCGCGGUCACCACCAGCCACGAGUUCCCCGGAAACCUAUUGCCAGAACAGGGAGAUAUUUUUGCGUAUGGCUCAGCAAUGUACGAAGUUGUUACUGGGCAAAGACCGUAUGCCACGCUAAGUGAAGCGGAUAUCCCGCCGUUGUUCCAGAAUGGAGAGUUUCCAGAUGUUACCUCUCUAGGCAGCCUGGGAUAUAUUAUCCGGAACUGCUGGGAUGGUGGUUACAAGGACAGUCAAGCUUUGGUGAAGGAUCUUGAAGGUCUGACUGCAUAG